Messenger RNA from Adelges cooleyi (spruce gall adelgid), 3950 nucleotides. RefSeq names its product synaptojanin-1 (gene Synj). The record is from RefSeq and is a predicted model, not a curated record. Gene Ontology annotation, cellular component: cytoplasm. The coding region runs from base 387 to 3470 and encodes 1027 amino acids. Gene Ontology annotation, biological process: phosphatidylinositol dephosphorylation; synaptic vesicle endocytosis. NCBI's taxonomy places the organism in Eukaryota, Metazoa, Arthropoda, Insecta, Hemiptera, Adelgidae. The transcript has 2 exons. Gene Ontology annotation, molecular function: phosphatidylinositol-4,5-bisphosphate 5-phosphatase activity; metal ion binding.
GUGAACAAGUCAACUGCACAGUCAACGCUCCUGGCCGACGUCCGCCUCGUAGAAAUCAAUACUGCCUACCAUCUCGGCGCAGACGGUAUUGUGUUCCAAGGCGUAUCGUCCACAUCUGUUCAAUAUAAAUAUAUAAUAUACAAUUAUUACAUCCGGAUUUAUGUGUAUAAUAUAUAACAUAUUAAUACACUAUUAAUCGAAAACGAAGGACGUAUUUUUUUGCUUGUCUGUUUGUUUUGUUACCACAAGGGUGUAAGUCAUGUUUGAACAUUAAUCCAAUACUCAAUGUGAACCGGCUUUGUGGCUUUUUACAAUACGCGAUUUUCUCAAAACAGAAAAAUAUGUGUGUUUGAAUAAGUACUGAAACAAUAUUGGACACGCUCGCAAUGUCUGCCAAACAAACGCCUUCCAUUAUCGGCAAAAUCUUCCGGGCCUACGAAAAGCAAUCUGGUAAUAGUUCCUGUAUCGUGCUGGAAAAUCGCUAUCAAGACGACGUGUUGCUGUUCGAGAACAACACACUGUGCGUGGCGUCUGGUGUCGAAUUCGAAUCGAUCAAACGACAGUGUGUGAAAAUAGUCGACGCUUACGGAUGCUUGGGCGUUUUAAAUGUAAAUAUUGAGAAUAAACUAGCUCUAUACUUGGUACUAGUGACCGGCUGCCAGUCGGUUGGCAAAAUAUCAGAUGCGGAAAUUUUCAAAAUUACCCAAACUACAUUUGUGUCGUUGCACAAACAACAAAAUGAAGAUUCUGCAUCUGAGGUUCGGAAACUUUUAAACAGUGGAAGUUUUUAUUUUUCAAGGUUCGUGUCGCAGGAAUUGCGUUUUGACCUAACACUUUGUGCUCAGAGGCAAUGGAACAGUUGUAAUCCAGAUCAACGUUUCUUUUGGAAUCGUAAUUUGCAUAUAUAUUUCAUUAGAUUUGGUAUCGAUACUGCUCAAUGGCUGAUGAAAAUCGUUUGUGGUAGUAUCGAGGUAAAAACCGUUUACGCUCGUCACAAACAAGCAAGAAUCGCCAUUAUAUCAAGGUUGAGCUGUAGACGUGCCGGUACCAGGUUUAAUGUCCGUGGUUGCAACGAUGACGGUUAUGUUGCAAAUUUUGUCGAAACCGAACAAGUGGUUUACUUGGACGAUGAAGUGACUUCAUUCGUACAAAUCAGAGGGAGUGUACCAUUAUUCUGGGAACAGCCCGGUGUCAAUGUAGGGGCUCACAAAGUGAAAUUAUCAAGAAGCAUAGAAGCUUCUGCCGAAGUUUACGAAAAACAUGUUAAAUCGCUCAAAGAAUGUUAUGGUAAUACAAUUUUCAUUAAUUUAUUGGGUGCAGCCAAUGUGAACAGCAAAGAAAACGAAUCGUCUUUAAGUUACGCAUUUGAACAAAAACAUUCUACUUCGACAUUUUCCUUUAUACCGUUUGUUGCAUUCGAUUAUCAUCAAGAGUUCAAAAGCGGUGGUGAAAAAAGUCUACAAAAGCUAAAAAACACGGUAGGACCUUAUUUAGAUUCUUUUGGUGUAUUUUAUGCUAAAGGAAAUUCUGUAGUAAAACAUCAAACUGGAUCAAUGAGAAUUAAUUGUACCGACUGUCUGGAUCGUACUAAUUGUAUUCAAAAAUUUUUCGCACUCGAAGUAUUAGUAAAACAGUUGAAUCUUCUUUGUCCGAAUGAAACCGAUCAAAUAGUGUCCAGAUUUGAAGAAGUUUUUCAGCAACUUUGGGUAAAUAAUGGCAAUGAAAUUAGUAGGAUUUACGCAGGCACCGGUGCCAUUCAAGGUGGUUCCAAGUUGCUGGACGGAGCUCGUUCGGCUGCUAGAACGAUUCAAAACAAUUUAUUAGACUCCAGCAAACAAGAAGGAUUUGACAUCUUACUGUAUGGAAACGCAAUGAGCCACGAUCUGUCGUUGAAGGCUAAAACUCUUUUACCGUAUAACGUUUGGCAGUGUCAUCCAGAUCUAGUUGAAGUACUGUGUAAAAAGUAUAAAUCAUACACGUACAAAAGCAAACUACGAGUUGCCGUUGCCACUUACAACGUCAAUGGAGGCAAACAUUUUUUAAACUUUGAUUCUAACAAUUUAGAAUCUUUAUCAAAAUGGCUUUUAGGACCGUUUAACGCUCCUUUAUUCGAUUCAUCGAAUGAGUUCUUUUUGAACGAGGACAACAAUCUUCCUGAUAUUUAUGCAAUCGGAUUUGAAGAAAUAGUAGAUUUGAAUGCAAGCAAUAUAAUGGCUGCCAGUUCAGAUAAUGCCGAUUCGUGGAACAAAAGUCUAAAUAAAGUUCUAUCUUCUAAAAGGGAGUAUGUGUUGUUGACUAGUACUCAACUUGUCGGAGUGUGUUUAUUUAUAUUCAUAAAACCAGAACUUUUGCCUUACGUACGUGACGUGACAACGGAUUCUGUAAAAACUGGAAUGGGAGGCGCCACCGGUAAUAAAGGCGCCGUUAUGGUACGAUUUACAUUAAAUGCAACAAGUCUUUGCUUUAUAUGUUCUCACUUUGCAGCUGGUCAGUCUCAAGUCACCGAUCGCAAUGCUGACUUCAAUGAAAUAACCAGAAAACUGAAAGUACCAAUUCAAUCCAACGACUACGUGUAUUGGUGUGGUGAUUUUAAUUAUCGUGUGGACAUGGACCGAUUAGAUCUUAUAAACCAUGUCUUUGAUGGCGAAUUGGAUGAAAUAUUGAAAUAUGAUCAACUUUUGGCUCAGUAUAAAGAUAAAAAAGUAUUUGAAGGUUUCUUAGAAGCACCAAUCACUUUCCCUCCUACUUACAAAUACGAUAUCUUAUCUGACGAUUACGACUCGAGUGAUAAGUGCCGUACACCCGCUUGGACUGAUCGAGUUUUGUGGUUCACCAAUGAAAAUAACGAGUGGCCAGACGGCAAACAAGUAUUCUACGGACGUGCAGAAAUUAAAGAAAGUGACCACAGACCCGUUAUGGCUUGCUACGCAAUCGAUAUAUUGUGUGUGGAUCAGAAUCAACGCGAACAAAUACUCAAUACGGUGUGGAAUGAAUACGGUCCGGUUGACGGUGUAAUUUAUGUGCACAUUGCAAAUACCGAUUUCCCUAAAGACGACGAGAAUUUCAAAAAUAUAAUGCUCCAGGGCUUAGGCUCUUUUGGUAAAAUACUCAACGUUAAAUAUUUUAUAGACCGAGCGGAAAUAACUUAUGAAAAUGGCCGCUUUGCUUCCAACGCAUUAAAAAUCAAACAGAUUUCCAUCAACAAUUAUACAUUGAUUUUGACGUCGAAAGAGACUAAUUGGAUAACAAAAAUAAAGAAUGAAAUUGAAACUGUCACUAAUCGCAACAUUCCCUUGUGGACGGACAAGUUAAGAGCGGCUCCAGUGCGUCCACCGUUACCAGCGAGAUCCGAUCAAGUGGCUGACGGAAUGCCCAACUAUCCGCCGCCUUCGAAUCCUUCGAAUACUCCUUUACCCCCUUUACCUCCUAGACAGAGGUUGCCCCCUCCACUCCCUCCAAGAAACACUUAAUACAAUUAUUUUAAUUAAAAAAAUAAUUAUCAAAAUAAUAUUUUUUGUUUUUGUUUUACAUAUAAAUAGAGUUAUAUGUAUUUGUUUAUUAUUUAUUGGUCCAAUAUUGUUAAGUACCAAUUGUAUUCAUUGAUUUUUAAAACUUUCCAUUUAAGUAGUUACUUUUCAAUUUUGAUCUGUUGUUAUUAUAGUUGAAAUAUGUAACGUAUCAAUUUUUGUUUUUAAUGAAGCUGUUGAUUUAUGGUUAAUCUUUAUUUUGAACAAAUAAAUGCAAUGUAAUACUUAAGAGACAUCUUUACAAUUUGUUAACUACGAUAGGUGUAUUUUUAUAUUUUUUUAUUAUUUUGCAUUUGGAUUUAUAGUUCCUGAAUUUUUGUUUGCAUGUUAUUAUUUUUUGUUAUUUUGUGUUAAUAUAUUAUUAUUGUUUAUUAUAAUUAUUUCUUUUCUUUUUAUUUUUACCGAGCUGGUACACAUUACUUU